Benincasa hispida (wax gourd) is the source of this 2419-nucleotide messenger RNA. RefSeq names its product serine carboxypeptidase-like 42. Lineage: Eukaryota; Viridiplantae; Streptophyta; Magnoliopsida; Cucurbitales; Cucurbitaceae. The record is from RefSeq and is a predicted model, not a curated record. Gene Ontology annotation, molecular function: serine-type carboxypeptidase activity. Gene Ontology annotation, biological process: proteolysis.
AACCGCGCUCAUGCAUAAAAAGAAAGUUUUUUCCUUCUUAAGGUUGUUUUCUUUUUUUAUAUAUGAAGGCAUAUAAGGGAGCUUUCAAAUUUUGAUUGUUGUGGAAGUAGGGAUUUUUCCCACAUUUGCGCACCGCCACCGUCCAUCCAUCCAGUUGGACGGGCAGGUUUGUAUUCGGGUAACUGCGUUCACACGUAAAAAGAAAGUUCUUUCCUUCUUAGGACUGUUUUUCUUUUCUUUUCUUUUUCUUGAUCUAUUGUUUUUGAGUUAUUUUUCAUUCGGUUCCAAUCCGUUAUCUGGCAAGUGCAUGUUCGGAUGUUGUGUUAACCCUCGAGGAGCUAUCAGCUUGUAGCGAUUUAACAUUGAGGUCAUGCUAUUUUUGCUUUCAAGGCAAUGGGUUCCUCCACGAUACAACGAUCUAUUUUUGGUUUAUCAAGUAUUAGCCGAUAUAGCACAAUGCAAAAGAAUCUGUAGAUAUAGCAAAGUUUAGAUCCAGCUAUAAGAGUCUAUCGCUGAUAGGAGUAUAUUACCAACAGAUUUUGCUAUAUUUGCAAUUAUCUAUAUACUUAAUUGUUAGCUCUCGAAGUGCUACUCAGUACCAUAAGGUUAUCACACAAAAGUAUGAAAGAGAGAGAGAGAGACCAGAAGCAAUGUAAAUAAAUGGAGUAUUAGGUAGAAAUGAGAGUUUUAAGUUAAAAGAAGAAGGACGGGGGUUGGUGUGUGGGUGAUCGAAAGCAGUGUCUGCAUGCACCUGUUAUUGUCAUUAUAUCUUAUUAAAAAUCCCUUCUGUGUAUUACCUUUUCAAAAGGCAGCACAAAUAGAAAAAUAUCUAUAACUCUUUUGGACAAUUAUAUAAUCAACCACAAGCUUGUAGGUUUUUGAGCACUAAUAAGGCUGUUUGGAGGGAUGGAGCGGGGGAGAACUAGUCUUGGGGCUGUGUGGGGGUGGCUUUUCGUUGCCUUCUGGGUGGCGACCGACGGCUUCCCGGCCGAGGAUCUUGUCGAGAGGCUUCCCGGCCAGCCAACGGUCGGUUUCAGACAAUUUGCAGGUUAUGUCGAUGUUGAUGUCGAUGCCGGAAGAAGUUUGUUUUACUACUUUGCUGAAGCUCAGCAAGAUCCCCAUCUCCUGCCCCUCACUCUUUGGCUCAAUGGAGGUCCAGGUUGCUCUUCAGUUGGCGGGGGAGCCUUUACAGAGUUGGGACCCUUUUAUCCUAAAGGUGAUGGUCGAGGCCUUCGAAGAAACUCCAUGUCCUGGAAUAAAGCCUCUAAUCUACUGUUUGUGGAGUCUCCUGCUGGGGUAGGAUGGUCAUACUCAAACAGAACGUCUGACUACACUUGUGGCGAUGACUCUACAGCCAGAGAUAUGCUCACCUUUAUGUUGAAAUGGUAUGACAAGUUUCCAGCUUUCAGAGAUAGGUCAUUUUUCCUCACAGGAGAAAGUUAUGCAGGCCAUUACAUUCCUCAACUAGCUGAUGCUAUACUGGACUAUAACAUUCACUCAAAGGGCUUCAAGUUCAAUAUCAAGGGAGUUGCUAUUGGGAACCCAUUACUUAAUCUGGACAGAGAUGCACAAGCUACCUACGAGUUCUUUUGGUCUCAUGGGAUGAUUUCUGAUGAAGUUUGGCUUGCAAUCACUAGAGAAUGUGAUUUUGAUGAUUAUGUGUUGACAAAUCCCCACAAUGUAACCAAAUCGUGCAACGAUGCCAUCGCCGAUGCCAAUGGCAUUGUUGGCGAGUACAUAAACAACUACGAUGUUCUUUUGGAUGUUUGCUACCCCUCCAUUGUCGAGCAAGAGCUAAGAUUGCAGAAACUGGCAACUAAAAUAAGCAUGGGAGUUGAUGUGUGCAUGACCUAUGAAAGGCGUUUCUAUUUCAAUUUACCAGAAGUUCAAAAAGCUCUUCAUGCCAAUCGUACUAACUUGCCUUAUGAAUGGUCCAUGUGCAGUGACACAUUAGACUACAAUUACAAUGAUACAAACAUCAACAUGCUUCCCUUACUGAAGAGAAUAAUCCAAAACCACAUCCCUGUUUGGAUCUUCAGUGGGGAUGAGGAUUCAGUGGUGCCAUUGCUGGGGUCUAGGACACUAGUCCGAGAGUUGGCUCAUGACCUUAAAUUCAAAGUCACAGUACCCUACGGAGCUUGGUUUCACAAGGGCCAGGUCGGCGGCUGGGCCAUCGAGUACGGCAACAAACUCACAUUUGCAACGGUGCGCGGGGCGUCUCAUAUGGUGCCCUUCGCCCAACCCUCUAGAGCUCUGCAUUUGUUCUCUUCAUUUGUAAAAGGGAGGAGGCUUCCCAAUUCUACUCGCCCUUCUAUUGAUGAUUAAACAAACACAAACUAAUAUAAUUUCAUUGUGUUUGUUUUGUUGGUUUAAUAAUAAUUCAAAAGAGUAGAAUGUAAUGCAAGAUUUUCACCACUCA